Lytechinus pictus (painted urchin) is the source of this 783-nucleotide messenger RNA. RefSeq names its product aggrecan core protein-like. NCBI's taxonomy places the organism in Eukaryota, Metazoa, Echinodermata, Echinoidea, Temnopleuroida, Toxopneustidae. The record is from RefSeq and is a predicted model, not a curated record. The coding region runs from base 1 to 783 and encodes 260 amino acids. The transcript has 6 exons.
AUGACUGAUGGUCGUCGGAUGUCGGUAAUCGGUACCGACAUUUGUCGGUUCAAAGUCAGAGGUACUGACGGAGUGGGAUCAUGUCCCUCCGUUCAACCCGAUGCCCCCUGUCCUUAUGGUAUCUCUGAACAAACAGGAGAAACUCUGAAACUGGUUCCCAAGUAUCUACCACGUGAUCAUCUUGAAUAUGACGUCAGAACUCCAAAAGAACUGAGAGACAAAGUCAACCUGUACUGCACGCAGCCAGCUUGCCACUCGCAUACAUGUCUCAAUGGAGGUACCUGUGUGGAAGAGCUUGAUGGAUAUAGCUGCGUGUGUGUGGCAGCCUACGAAGGAGUACACUGCGGGAGAUAUAAUUUAGGUAUAUGUCCAGAUGGAUGGGUUUACGGGAUAACCAAAUGCUUUCUAAUCGCUCAAGACAUAUCGAACUGGCAGAGUGCUAGACUCUUCUGUUCAAAUUUACCCGAGGUAUCACUCGAUAACGGGGAAAGGAUUAAACCAUCCCUGUUGUUCAUAGAGAGCGAUGAAGAGUUUGAUCUUCUGGAACGCCAUGUAUCCGGCGGUUCACCUUGGAUGAAUUGUAACGACAUUGACGUCGAGGGGACAUGGGUGUGCAUCAGGGACGGUCUGGGUACAACCAGUUCAUAUAGAAAUUGGAACAAAAAUCAGCCUGACAACCCCCGCUCAGAUUGUGGAUUUCUGUACAUAGUAACCGGCGGAAUGGACGAUGGUGGAUGCUCUUCUCCUAAGCCUACAGUUUGUCAAAUCAACAUUCCUUCAUAA